GCUCGUGUUAGUUGUGUUAUCUGUCAGUUCGCACAUGCUGCGUGUGUGUUUCACAUGUGUCUCGUUCUUGUGUAGUGUAGCGGGUUGUAACCUCAGGGGAGGAUGAGCCCAAAGCCACAGGCUGUCAGAGAAGGAUGGAGGACGACAGUGAAGAGGAGAGCUGCAUCAUAUACCCAAGCCUGGUUCCUCUCGGCAGCGAGCUCAAGGCCAGGAUGCAGCAGCUUGUGGAAGAGAGGAUGGAAAUCAAUAUGUGGACGGCAGUGCUGAUUGGAUCUGGGAUAGUAAUAUCAGUCGUUGGAGUGGUUGUGUUCCUUCUUUACAGAAGAUACAAACUAUCAAAGGUGGAGGCUGGUGCUCCUCAUUAUCGUUUCAGGAAGAGAGACAAGGUGAUGUUCUAUGGCAGAAAGAUCAUGAGAAAGGUUCAGACGUUGUCGUCUCCCCCUGCCUCUAACUCAAACUCAGCCUCUCGACAGAGAGUUAGGAAGAGGACCAAAGUUCUGUCUAUAGCUCGCAAGAUCCUGCGUAUCCAGAGGGAGCCCCCCACCCUUCAGCCCAAGGAGCCCCCUCCCUGUCUGCUGGAGGCUGACCUGACUGAGUUUGAUGUGCAGAACUCCCAUCUCCCCUCUGAGGUGCUGUACAUGUUGAAAAAUGUCAGGGUGCUGGGCCACUUUGAGAAGCCUCUCUUUCUGGAGCUGUGUCGUCACAUGGUGCUGAUUCAGCUGCACCAGGGAGAGGGACUCUUCCGACCAGGUGACACCGAUGACAGUAUUUACGUGGUUCAAAAUGGCCGCCUGGAGCUGUGCAUCCGCGAGAUUGACGGUACAGAUGCUGUGGUGAAGGAAGUUUUACCAGGAGACAGUGUUCACAGUUUGCUCAGUAUCCUAGACAUUAUCACUGGCUACCCAGCACCGUACAAGACAGUGUCAGCACGAGCUGCAAUUCCCUCCACUGUCCUGCGUCUUCCAGCUGCCGCCUUCCAAUCAGUCUUUGACAAAUAUCCCGAAACUCUUGUUCGUGUCAUUCAGAUAAUCAUGGUGCGUCUUCAGAGAGUGACUUUCCUUGCCUUACACAACUACCUUGGCCUGACCACUGAACUUUUCAAUACGGAGAGUCAAGCCAUCUCCCUUGUGUCAGUGGCACAUGUUCUGGGUGAGACUCAUUCACACAAAGGCCUUCGCAGGCAGCCUUCACACUCUGAUAAUCUGGGCACCGAAAAAACGGAUUCAGAAACUACCAACUUCUCUGACAUCUCCUCCUCAAAAUACAAGAAAUCUCGUUCUCUCUCUACUCCAGUGGCUGUUACAGGUGAAAUGUCAUUCGCUCUCAACAGAGUUUAUGAGCGGGACAGUGCUGCCAAAGAAGAGACAGUGCCUCACAGUCCUGUGAAGUCUAUUCUGAAGAAGAGUGUCACAAUGCAGCACACUCCGUCAGCUGUUUACCAAUAUAGUGAUGCUGGAAAAGGAAACGUCCACCAGAAUAAAGUCAAUGCUAUUUUCCAAGCUGCCAAAAAGGACCUGCUGCAGGUCAUCCAAAUACAGGACCACAAUCUGCUGGAGGGGAGGGUGAAUCUACGCCAGGUUAAAGCUGGCACUGUUGUGGCCCGUCAGGGAGACCAGGAUGUGAGCGUGGCGUUUGUCAUCUCGGGUUUGCUCCAUGUUUACCAGCGUAUGAUUGACCGCGAAGAGGACACCCUGUUGUUUAUCACCCGACCGGGUGAGAUGGUGGGUCACCUGGCUGUUCUGACAGGCGAGCCGCUCAUCUUCACUGUCAGAGCUCACAGAGACUGCUCCUUCCUCUCCAUAUCCAAGGCUCAUUUCUACGAGAUGAUGCGCGAGGAGCCCAGGGUGGUGUUGAAUGUAGCUCACACUGUGGUGAAGAGGGUGUCCCCAUUUGUCAGACAGAUUGACUUCGCCCUGGACUGGAUGGCUUUGGAGGCUGGCCGUGCUGUCUACAGACAAGGAGACAAAUCAGACAGCACCUUCAUCGUCCUCAGUGGCCGACUUCGCUCUGUCAUUGCAAAGGAUGAUGGAAAGAAGGAGCUGGCUGGAGAGUAUGGUCGCGGUGACUUAAUAGGCGUGGUUGAGGCCCUGACACACAUGAACCGAGCCACAACAGUUCACGCUGUCAGAGACUCUGAGCUGGCCAAACUUCCUGAAGGAGCUCUGAACUCAAUAAAGAGGAGGUAUCCUCAAGUUGUCACCAGGCUGAUUCACCUGCUGGGACAGAAGAUCCUGGGCAACAUGCAGCAGAUCAACGGACCCCUGGCUGCUCGUAGUCUGGCUCUCAGCACCCCGACCAGUAAGUGGGAUGCAGGAAAUCCAGCUUCCAACCUGUCCACUGUUGCCAUCCUACCUGUAUCUGAGGAGGUUCCUCUCACCUCCUUCACUCUGGAGCUGCAGCAUGCGCUCAGUGGCAUCGGUCCCACUCAACUCCUGACCAGUGACAUUAUCAAACAGCGACUCGGCAAUGCUGCUCUGGACAGUGUCCACGAAUACCGUCUGUCCAGUUGGCUUGGGCAGCAGGAAGACAUCCAUCGUAUAGUCCUCUACCAGUCAGACUCUGGCCUCACGCCUUGGACCCAGCGCUGCAUUCGCCAGGCUGACUGCAUCAUUAUUGUGGGACUGGGUGAAAAGGAGCCCACUGUAGGCGAGCUGGAGCGAAUGUUGGAGAGCAGUGCAGUUCGAGCCCAGAAGCAGCUGGUGUUGCUGCACAGGGAGGAUGGCCCGCAGCCCAAAGGGACGGCAGAGUGGCUCAACAUGCGGAGCUGGAUCUCAAGACACCAUCACCUGUCCUGCCCCCGCAGAGUCUUCUCCAGGCGCAGUUUACCUCAGCUGAAAGAGUUGUACCAGCGUGUGUUUGAAAAAUGUCCAGAUCGUCAUUCUGACUUCUCCCGUUUGGCCAGGAUCCUGACAGGAAACAGCAUCGCCCUUGUAUUUGGUGGAGGAGGUGCCAGGGGUUGCUCUCAGGUUGGAAUCCUACGGGCAUUGAAUGAGGCAGGGAUCCCCAUCGACUUGGUGGGCGGCACCUCCAUCGGCUCCUUCAUGGGGGCGCUGUAUGCUGACGAGAAGAGCUACAGUCGCGUGAGGGUCCGGGCUCGAGAAUGGUCUAUGGACAUGACCUCAUACUUUAAGAAGAUAUUGGAUCUUACCUACCCAGUUACUUCCAUGUUUUCUGGAGCAUCUUUUAACUCCAGCAUUAGCUCUGUCUUCAAGGACAAACAGAUCGAGGACCUGUGGCUACCUUAUUUCAACAUCACAACAGAUAUCACAGCUUCCUCCAUGAGAGUCCACACUGAUGGCUCGUUGUGGAGGUAUGUCAGGGCCAGUAUGUCCUUGUCUGGUUAUCUGCCCCCUCUGUGUGAUCCUAAAGAUGGACAUUUACUCAUGGACGGAGGCUACAUCAACAACCUGCCUGCUGAUGUGGCACGCUCAAUGGGGGCCAAGGUUGUGAUUGCAAUUGAUGUUGGAAGCCAGGAUGAAACCAACUUGACCAACUACGGUGACUCGCUGAACGGCUGGUGGCUGCUGUGGAAACGAUUCAACCCACUGGCUGAGAAGGUCAAGGUCCUGAACAUGGCAGAGAUCCAAACCCGGCUCGCUUACGUUUGCUGCGUGCGGCAGCUGGAAGUGGUCAAAGACAGUGAGUAUUGCGAGUACAUUCGACCACCCAUCAACCACUAUGGCACACUAGAGUUUGGCAAGUUCGACGAGAUUGCUGAGGUUGGAUACCAGCACGGGAAGACACUGUUCGAUGUGUGGCAGCGCAGCGGGGUGGUGGACAGUAUGCUGAAGGACAGACAUCUGGAAGACUUCCACAAGACCAAACCAGGCGAUGUGGUCACCUGCCCGAACGCCUCUUUUACAGACCUGGCGGAGAUUGUGUCAAGAAUAGAACCUGUGAAGAAUGCCCUAAUCAAUGAGGAAAUCUCUGAUGAAUACCAGACAGACUAUGACGAGGAGGCGGUUGAAAGCGCUCUGUCUGACUUUGAGGCGUUCACUGCUGGCAGCGAGCAAACAGAGGGAGAGGAGACAGCGGACACGGCUGAAACAGAUGAAGAAAUUCCUAUCCGAGGUUGACCCAGCACAAAGACUGGAUCCAUCAAGGCUGCGACUACCUGCCAACUACUGGUCCACAACACACAUGUGUGAAUGAAGUAGGGUACAGACAUGUUGCUGAUACCCGUGUCCAGUGACUUGCUCAAGGAGACUUCAGCAGAACACAGAACUGUAAAUGAAUACAGUAAAUUUAAUCAAGUAUCAAAACCUGCUAGUAAAAUAAAAUAGUUUUAAUUGUGUCAAGAUCCCCACUGUGUCUCUUAGAAAGUGAUUUUAACUGUUCAGUCACAACAACCUAGGUUUGUGCUUGUCAUGGAGUUUGUGAGACACUGCGCAUCUGUGAGAAGAGUGAAAAUGGGAAAAUACCAAGAACUCCAUAAAUUCUCUGGAGGAAGUCCCAGAGCAGCAGAACAAUUUUUUUUAAUGAGCUAAUUUUGCAACAGGAUGUAAUAUUUGUUUAGCUUUUCUCAAACAUAAAUGAAAGUGUAUCUUAGUAAGGAAUUAUGAAAUUGUAUGUUAAUGCACUACAGUCUUUCAACUUACAUUUGAAAAAAGUGACUGCUUAUGGUGAUAAGCACUCACUUUUUCUUACAGUUUUAUGUAUAGCUAGUUCAUACUAUAAUAACCUCAGAGUCCUGAAGCAGUAUAAUGCAACUCAUCAUGUUUACUUAGAAGUUCAAACAGUAAACAUAUGUUCUUUGUGUGGCUGCAGUAAACUUCAAGAAGUGUUAACCUCAUUUCUGUAUGAAAAUGAGGGGAUUUCUUUCUCUCCUUUUUCAGAGCAGAGCCAUGUGCAAACUAUAGGUGUGACAAAAGAAUGUGAAAUGUGACUAAUAAACUUUCAAUAAUUUACUUCUUA
Molecule: messenger RNA, 4914 nt
Organism: Platichthys flesus (European flounder)
Lineage: Eukaryota; Metazoa; Chordata; Actinopteri; Pleuronectiformes; Pleuronectidae
Gene: pnpla7b
Product: patatin-like phospholipase domain containing 7b
Exons: 35
Coding region: 135-4076 (1313 amino acids)
Biological process (GO): lipid metabolic process
Cellular component (GO): endoplasmic reticulum
Molecular function (GO): phosphatidylcholine lysophospholipase A1 activity
Source: RefSeq, a predicted model, not a curated record